CGUCAACCACUAAAACGUCUUGGCAAAGACCGGGGUUUCACUCGCCUGAGGAUCAUUGCGUCCCCGCCCUCUCGCACUUGCGUACCUCAUUUUUCCGAUUGGUCUGUAGAUUGCUGGCGCCUGGUAUAUGGUGAACAACCCUGGAUCACCACACGGUACAUCCCCAACUGCCUCUGAUGGGGAAUAUCCGCGUACUUGCCUCGACGGUUCUACGAGCGAAAGGACGGACUUCUCUUUUUAUCUUUCAACAUAAAAAAAUAAAACAAAAAUCAAUCCACCUCUGGCCUAUAAAACACACAAAUGGCUCGCCGUAUAUUCCCAUCGCAUUGCCCCACUGAUUGCGAACAUGAAGGCUGCUACUCUCACUUCCCUCCUCGUCUCUGCCUUGCUUGCUGCUGCCCAUCCUGGCCUCCAUGCGCCCAACAAGCGUUCAGAAGAGGAGUUGGCCCGUCGCGACUUCGCUUCAAACAAGUGCGCGCGCCAUGUAGGCGAGAUGCAAAAGCGACGCGUAGAAAAGCGCGCGCAGGUUCUGACCAAGCGAAGCGACACCAACUCGUCGGUUACCAUCACGACCGAGUCGCCGUACUACCCUACGAUUCAGAACGAGACGUGUAUCCUUACUCCCGAGGCCACCACUGGUCCUUACAUCUGGGAAGUUUCCCAGACUCUGCGCCAAGAUAUGACCGAGGAUCAACCUGGCAUUCCUUUGAUCAUGGACAUUGGUGUGAUCGACAUCAACACCUGCGAGCCAAUGCAAAAUGUGCUCGUCGACCUCUGGCAUUGCAACGCCACGGGUUCAUAUUCCUCGUUCACCAAACUCUCCCCCAAUACUCCUUUCGAAGAACUGCUUGAGGAGCUGAACUAUACCAUCGUCGAUGAUAACUUUGAUCUUCACACCGACGACACCACCUUCCUCCGAGGAGUGUGGCCUACAGAUGCCAACGGUGUGAUGGAGAUGAAGACGAUCGUUCCAGGAUUCUACGUUGAGAGGACCGUGCAUAUUCACGUUCAGGUCCACCAAGAUUGGGUGCUCCAGUCCAACGGGACCGUCAAGACUGAUACCACUGCCAACACGGGUCAGAUCUUCUUGUCGGAUGACUUGUCGGAGUAUCUGAUGGCGUAUGAACCGUACGUCUCGCACACCGAGAUUGAGAGGACUACCAACGCAGAGGACGCCAUUUAUGCAGCUGAGGCUGUCAACGGAUGGUUCCCCGAGUUGGCUGUCAUUCCUAUGGAUGGGGAGGAUUACGCGAACGGUAUUAUUGGGUACAUUACCAUCGGUGUCGACUCCACUCGCACAAACGCGUCUACACUCAUGGGGGACGGCGUGGUAACACACUAAACCCUUCGUAGUCUAUAGAUGACAAAAUAGUUUCCCUUGUCAGUUUUAUUCAAUGCAUUAUACCGUUUGGAAG
Molecule: messenger RNA, 1415 nt
Organism: Desarmillaria tabescens
Lineage: Eukaryota; Fungi; Basidiomycota; Agaricomycetes; Agaricales; Physalacriaceae
Product: dioxygenase
Exons: 4
Coding region: 347-1342 (331 amino acids)
Molecular function (GO): ferric iron binding; oxidoreductase activity, acting on single donors with incorporation of molecular oxygen, incorporation of two atoms of oxygen
Source: RefSeq, a predicted model, not a curated record